Molecule: messenger RNA, 2532 nt
Organism: Auanema sp. JU1783
Lineage: Eukaryota; Metazoa; Nematoda; Chromadorea; Rhabditida; Rhabditidae
Source: the annotation of a GenBank genome assembly
AUGAGUGCUGAACGGUCAAACCAUGAGAAAACGAAAAUGGAACUAACUAAUGAACUAGAAUCUGUAUUAAAAGCUGCUAUAUCUAAUCCUAUUUCCUCUAAGGAGUAUGUUUCAAGUGAAAUCACUCUAACUAUAUGUAAUGUUAUUGAAGCCGUUUUCAUACAUGGACUCAGGGAUCCGUUCUUUUUAAAAGGCUCGCGAUAUGCUAAGUAUCCGGAACCCAAUUUUUGGCCGUUUGUUUCUAAAUUCUCUCAUCGUGGUAUCACUAAUCAAAUAAGAAAUCUUAAUCAAAUCAAAACAGAGAUAGGUAAAAGCCGGGCUUGGAUUCGCAUAGUUUUAAACGAAAAAUCAUUAGAACAUUAUGUAGAUUUAUUAUUAAACGAAACGAAGGCUUUAAGCCAAUUUUAUAAUGAUUAUGCAUUCUUGAAAGACAGUGAACGUAUUGAACGUUUGAAAGGUGUACUGAAGGGUCUAUCUCUCUUGUCUCUGAAUGCAGCUACUAACAGCUCUUUAUUAAAUUCAUGGACUCCCUCUCCUUUAAUACUAGCGGGGCUUGUUUCGGGAAAGCCAUUGAAGAGCUCUACAAGGCUCGUUCGAAAACUGUCGAAAGAGUCUGAAGAAGUCGGUACAAAUGCUCUCGAUAUUAUAUCCGGGAACGUUUCACCUAAUCGCAUGCCUCGAAAGGUGUCUGAUGAUGAUGUUUCUUCAACGUACUCUCAUCCUUCACUGCUCGACAGGAACGAUGACGCCAUCAUUUCAUCAACUCCUCGAUCGGAAUGCUCUUUCACUAACGGAUCGCCUGAUACGAGCCAUCAACCUCUACUUGUUCAUCGAAGAACCGCUUGUCCGCGUAAACAUUCUAUAGGAAGUAGUUCUUCUAAUCCCAGACUGUCGCAGUAUGUUAAGGAAUUCAGUGAAAGCCGAAACAGUUCCCCAUCUGAUAGCGAGUUGAACUCAAAGUUAGACUUAGGUGGCAGAGACAAGUUUGACCUAAGAUUGCCAAAUCUACCUCAGGAAGUUCUAGUGGACAAUCUCUUGGCUGCUACGCAUGAGAAAAGAGCUGAGAAAUCAAAGAAAAAAAAUCCUCCUACAGCACCGAUAGAGAUCGAAGAUGAACAUGCGCAUAGGGUUCCUAAUAAAAGUGCGUACGAAGCAUAUUUUGAAGUUGAUUCGGAAGCUCGUUCUUUGCCUCUUCCAAAAUCAUAUUAUGAAGAAGCUUCUCUUAGCCCUAUCAAUAAUAUUCUGCAUGAUAUUGAGAAAGAGAAAGAGAAGGAAAGUAGUGAAGAAGGAGAAACACUCAAUGACGAAGAAUCUGCUGAAAAAAACGCUGAGGAAGACAACAACAAGCAAGAACCUUUCUUCAGUCCUGAUGAAGAAGCUCAGUUCUCACCAAAAGAUGAAAAUCCUUCAUUUGGCCAUGAAGAAAGGAAUGACGGAUCUCCAGCUCAAAUUGAUUGUGAUGAGUCUACCGGCUUGGGUACUUCCCUGCUCGAAGAAAUUGCUAACACCAACCCCUUCAACUCACACGAUGAAUCAGCUACCAGCAACACUCUUAUGGGUAGAGGCUGGACUGUAGCUAAAAGUGUUGAAACCGAAGCCAAUUGUUUAUCAUCUUCGUCGAGCACAGACUGUAGUAUUGGUGUGGUCAGCUUCGGACAGGCUCUACGUUCAGCGUUAGAGCAGGACUCUCCCACAGUUGAAGAAAAGAGUAUCGUGGAAGAGGUUAAGCCUGUUGUUGAGAAUGCCGAAGACAUUAAGAGGGACGAGGAGGAAUCAAUUUUGAAACAAAUGACAGUUAUACCGUUUGAAAAAGGACUUCCUGCUCAAGAUUUUCGUUGCCCGAUGUGUUGCAAAUCGAUAGGUCCUCAGUUCGGCUAUUCCAAAUAUGGUUGCUGUGGGAUGGAUGGUCUUUACUAUUGUUUGGAUUGUUUCACGCCUGGAGGUGUUAGUGCUAUUCCAGCUCGUGUCAUUCAGUCGUGGGAUUGGUCUAAACGUGACAUCUCUCAGAAAGGACGUAACUUCUUGAACGAUCAUAAUGACGAUGCUAUUAUAACAGUCAGUGAGCAUAACGAUGGCUUGUAUGACCAUUGCCCUGCACUCCAGAGUGUCAAGGAUAUGAGACAUAGAUUAUCACUAGCUUCACGUUAUCUUUUCACCUGUCGACCAGCCAUAGCGGAGGAAUUAAGAAAGAAAGUAGAUCGAAAGGAAUACAUCUAUGAGAAUGUCAACUUAUAUUCGUUCUCGGAUUUGGAAGCCGUGAAGAGCGGAAGCUUCGAACGUCAACUUACAAGUCUUCUCAAGUUCGCCAUCGGUCAUAUAUUAGCUUGCAUGACAUGUAAACAAAAAGGAUUUGUGUGCGAAGUUUGCAACGCAAAGGAAGUCAUCUAUCCUUUCAAUACCAAUACAACUCAUAGGUGUUUCGAUUGCUUUUCGGUGUUCCAUUUGGAAUGUGCUCAGGAUGUAUGUCCAAAAUGCGCUCGUAGAGCUCGUUAUGAGACAUCGAGAGACGCGUCCGAUCUUCCUUUAGACUAA